UUGUGGGAAUCUUUAUGGUGACCUUUUUAUUACAGAACUACCUGAAGACUGCAGAGGGAGAUGGGAGAGUUUUGUAGAAGAGACGCUGACGGAAACAAACAGGAGGAACACAGUGGAUUUGGUGAGCACUCACCAUCUGCACUCUUCCAGUGAGGAUGAAGACAUUGAGAGUGCUUUUCCCAAUGAACUUUCUCUCCAACAGGCCUUCUCCGAGUACCAGAUCCAGCAGAUGACAGCUAACUUUGUGGAUCAGUUUGGCUUUAACGAUGAGGAAUUUGCAGACCAGGAUGAUAAUAUCAAUGCUCCCUUUGACAGGAUUGCAGAGAUAAACUUCAAUAUCGAUGCUGAUGAUGACAGU
This is a messenger RNA of Antrostomus carolinensis (chuck-will's-widow), 358 nucleotides long. RefSeq names its product serine/threonine-protein phosphatase 6 regulatory subunit 2-like. The annotation marks the transcript as partial. Gene Ontology annotation, cellular component: cytosol; nucleus. Lineage: Eukaryota; Metazoa; Chordata; Aves; Caprimulgiformes; Caprimulgidae. The transcript has 4 exons. The record is from RefSeq and is a predicted model, not a curated record. Gene Ontology annotation, molecular function: protein phosphatase regulator activity; protein phosphatase binding.